Propithecus coquereli (Coquerel's sifaka) is the source of this 1506-nucleotide messenger RNA. It is a transcript of the gene SLC35F4, whose product is annotated as solute carrier family 35, member F4. NCBI's taxonomy places the organism in Eukaryota, Metazoa, Chordata, Mammalia, Primates, Indriidae. The transcript has 8 exons. The coding region runs from base 44 to 1294 and encodes 416 amino acids. The record is from RefSeq and is a predicted model, not a curated record. Gene Ontology annotation, cellular component: membrane.
CUCUCCGCCCCGCCGCGCCCGGGGCCGCCGCCCCGCACUCUCUAUGGAUGUCAAGGCGGCUCCCAACGGGGUGGCCACUAUCGAGGACCGGAUCCUGAGGAUCACCGGCUACUAUGGCUAUUACCCGGGUUACUCCAGCCAGAAAAGUACCUCCAGAUCAUCAGUCACUCGAUGUAAACCAGGAGCCAACUGCCCCAGUUCACACAGUGGCAUCAGUAGACAACUGUCCCCUCUAUCUGUCACAGAAGAUUCCUCUGCUCCUAUUCUUGAACUUCAGAGCCGAGGAUCCUCAGGAGUUUGUGGACAUAGAGUUGAGAGACAGAACAGAUCAGGGAGGUGCCUGGGGAGACAAGGGAAUCUUGCAGCCAACUGUGCCUCCUUCCCCAAGGAUUCUACCGUCUGGGAUCAGUUCGGGGACUCAGGGGAAUGUAGUCGGAUUUUUGGUGAAGAUGGUCUGACAUUGAAGCUCUUUCUUAAAAGAACUGCUCCCUUUUCUAUUCUAUGGACUUUGACUAAUUAUCUAUAUUUACUGGCUUUAAAGAAGCUGACGGCCACGGAUGUCUCUGCUCUGUUCUGUUGUAACAAAGCCUUUGUCUUCUUGCUGUCAUGGAUUGUGCUGAAAGACAGGUUCAUGGGAGUGAGGAUAGUUGCUGCAAUAAUGGCCAUCACCGGCAUCGUCAUGAUGGCUUAUGCAGAUAAUUUCCACGCUGAUUCGAUCAUAGGAGUGGCAUUUGCAGUGGGCUCGGCCUCUACAUCUGCAUUAUAUAAGGUUUUGUUUAAGAUGUUUCUUGGAAGUGCCAACUUUGGUGAAGCCGCACACUUUGUCUCCACCUUGGGCUUCUUCAAUUUGAUCUUCAUCUCCUUCACCCCAGUCAUCUUGUAUUUCACCAAGGUGGAGCACUGGUCUUCUUUUGCAGCUCUGCCGUGGGGCUGUCUCUGUGGGAUGGCAGGGCUGUGGCUGGCCUUCAACAUCCUGGUGAAUGUCGGUGUGGUGCUGACAUACCCAAUCCUAAUCUCCAUUGGGACAGUGCUCAGCGUUCCUGGAAAUGCAGCUGUGGAUCUCCUGAAGCAGGAGGUGAUAUUCAACGUUGUCCGCCUGGCUGCUACCAUCAUCAUCUGCCUUGGGUUUCUGCUGAUGCUGCUGCCUGAAGAGUGGGAUGAAAUCACCCUGCGAUUCAUCAACAGUCUGAAGGAAAAGAAGAGUGAGGAGCAUGUGGACGACGUGAUUGAUGCCAGCGCACACCUGCGAGGCAGAAGCAGAGCCAAUGGGACAGUGUCUAUACCACUGGCUUAGAGAGGGACACGUGUCGAAUGCAUGUGUAUGUAUAUUCUGUGAAUAUAACAAACUUUUCUCACUACCUGUACACUCAAACGACAGCAUUAACUCUGAAUUUGGAUAAAUCAUAUGUGAGAUAAUGCCAACAAUAAAAGUUUACAUUUAUAUGCUUAUCAAGGAGCUAGUGUAAAUAAUCAUAAUAAAAUUUUUUAUUAAAGCAUAUUUGUCCU